Molecule: messenger RNA, 2039 nt
Organism: Colias croceus (clouded yellow)
Lineage: Eukaryota; Metazoa; Arthropoda; Insecta; Lepidoptera; Pieridae
Product: H/ACA ribonucleoprotein complex non-core subunit NAF1
Exons: 5
Coding region: 200-1570 (456 amino acids)
Biological process (GO): box H/ACA snoRNP assembly; ribosome biogenesis; pseudouridine synthesis
Cellular component (GO): sno(s)RNA-containing ribonucleoprotein complex
Molecular function (GO): RNA binding
Source: RefSeq, a predicted model, not a curated record
UCAUUCGCAAAGAAAAGGCUGUUUUUCUGCUAUUUCAUUGUAUUGUACUUCAGCGUGCUUUGACUUAUUUGCAAAUAGCCAAAGUUUACCUCUGCAUUUUAAAGCGUUAAGGUAUAGCUUUUAACCAAUGAUUGUGAUUAGGAAUAAAAUAAAAACGCAAUUCAUGCAAUAAAAGUGCCGUCCGAGGGCGAAUCUCGCAAUGGAAAAUCUCGACCAAAGCAAUGAUAAAAACGUGUCAUUAAGUUUAAUUGCUGAAUAUCGUUCCGAUUCGGAGUCCGAAGAGACUCCAUCGAAUGAAAAUGCUGGUGAAAACACAGACGGCGAUUCGGACACAGUGGAACUUAGUGAAAUGGUUUUGAAGAAUAAUAUAAUAAAUGCUUGCGCUCAUGGUCCAUUAUCGAAUCCCAAAUUUAGUAAUAAUGUAGAAGUGUCUACACAUAUGAUUAUAGAUAAUUCGGAAAAUGGCAUAUCGGAAUACGAUGUUACAAUGUACAGAGUAGAUGAUGAGGAUAGUGAAAGUGAUUCUGAUUCCGACAGUUCGGACGAUUCAAGCGACAGUGACGUCGAUUCCGUCAAGGACAUCGAGGAGCUAUCUAGCGGAGAUGAAGUUAGCGGCAAUACUGGUGCAGAAAAAAUCACUCAACCCAAAGUUCAGGGGGAGCUCAGUCUGGACGAUCUGCCGCCAAUAGAAGACCUCACCAUCAGUCUUCCAGCUCAAGAAACUACCAAAAUUGGAAAAAUUUUCAGUAUAGUUGAUAGAUUAGUUGUAGUUCAAGCAUUCCCCGACACUCCAGCAGUUGAUAUAGAUAGUGUCCUGUUCCUAGAUAAUGGUGCUAAGGCUUUGGGCAAGGUGUUUGAUGUAUUUGGACCUGUUACAGAGCCCCACUACUGCGUCCGCUUCAACUCUACAGAGCACAUAAAGGAGCGAGGCGUGGAGGUCGGCAUGGACGUGUUCAUAGCGCCCCGCACCAACCACACAAGCUACGUCUUCCUUUCAGAACUCAUGAAGGUGAAAGGUUCAGACGCAUCUUGGUUAAACGAUAUAGAGCCUCCUCCGAGUCAAGUGGAAUUUUCCGAUGAUGAAGAAGAGAGAAGAGCAAGAAGAGAAAAGAAACAAAGCAGACAGCAAGAAGGCUCUGAAAACGGCGAAACUUCCAAAAAUCCUCCACGAAAAAUGUUAGAGGCGAGAAGAAAUAGGCCGAGUCAGUCCACUAGUAGAUUCAGACCUGGUCCCAAUAGAAGCUAUAAUUUCUACGACAAUAGAGCUCAGAAUCCCUUCAUGCCGUUCAAUGCACCUCGGCCAGAGUUUGACAGAAGGAUUCCUCCUCCUCACCCUAUUUCUGAUCCCGGAGGCCCGCUGUCAGCUCCUCCCGGCUUCACAGUCCCAAUGUACCCUCCGCCGUUCCCACGAUUACCUGCCAGGCAGCACUUUGGCAGGAAUCCUUUGCUCCAAACGCCGAACAUGCCACCGUUUAGACAGAACAUGCCCGUGUUUGGGUCCAAUUAUUGCAAUAUGCCCGGCCCUCAACCGCAGUGGUUGAACAGGCCCCCUCCCCCUCCGGGAACUUAAGUUUAUUAUUAUAUUUAAGUACUAUCCAAUGCUAGCAUCGUCAUACCAGGGCAUAUUUUUGCCAUCUAAGUUAUGAAUCUAUGUAUAAAAUGUAACAGGUAGUGUAUUGAGAUAAGCCUGGAUUCUAUGCAUUUCCGAAAUAGUAAAGAUACGAUUUAAAGGAUGAGUGUAUAAUGUGAGUACUAAAAUAUAAAGCUGUAGUGAGGAAAAUACGUUAUUGUGUUUGAUUUGGUCUUAUCUCAAUAAAUUAUACUUUUGGCUUCGUUGAUUGCUGGCAAUACUCCAUUUAAGCGUCGGAUUUGAUAUAAAUUCAUUAACUAACAAUUUACUCGCGUUUCAUGUUCAUAUAAUAUUAUGUACUAAUAAAUUUCGGCUUGUGCUCUGGUGUGUAUGAGCCUUAAGUGUUUGAUAUUCUAGUGUUGUUAUCCAAAUACCUGUAUUUAUCUUAAAUAUAGUUAUUAUUACAUUA